AUGCCUCGUGUCGGAAGGAACUGCCAUACGUUUUCCAAGGGCGGUGGCCCCCUUGUCGUCAACAACGCAGACUUCCAGCGAUCUCCGACCACGAGGUUGAGGUCCGGCAAGCGCCUACCAAGAGACUACAAUUUUCAAGCGCUACAAGGUCUCCAUAAUGCACCAGCUUCUGAGGUAGUCUUUACUUUGAUGCUCAAGAUGGAAUAUUUCGAUGCCCUAAUGGUGGACGCAACUCGUAACGUAGACUCGCUGAGCGCGCUGCUGCAGAUUCUGAUGAGGGCCUGUGGCUACCAACAAACGGCGCACCUUCGUCUCCUACUCACGGCGGUGGCCGUAAAAGAUGGAUUUCUGCAGAAUGUUGGUCAACAGAUGACUUGUAGGAAACGGGAGCCGUUGUUCUGGGAGAAUUUCAUAAAACCGCUGGUUAUAGUUCUUGAGCGGACUGUAGAGCUAGUCCCGCGCGAAAAGACAACGCGUUUAUUUGGAAUAACUACCCUGUUGCUGGACGUUGUCAACAGUUAUCUACGGGAGUCGAAGCAGGUAGAUGCCACAGUGAUUGACACCCUGGAAAGAGUGGGACUCCAUCUUGCAAGGGCCAAUGAAGAUGACCUCAGAGGGUUGGGGCGUCCUCGUGGUGGUCCUUUUGCGGGGGAUGGAAAUGGCGACGGGAAGCCAUCUACGCUUCCUGACGCAUUUCUGGUGGGCUCGCAAUUAAACGAGAAUUUCGACGGGCACCCUCUUUCUAUCAAAACGCUUUCGGACUAUGUUGAUGCUCAGUACUGGAACCUCAGGUGUUUGUUCCUUUCGCCACUUCUAAAGCUUCUGAAGAGGCUGCAAUCCUUUCCCUUGCCGAGUGACGCACCUGGUGUUGCAAUAUACACUAAGGUCAAAGUAGGACAGCUUGUCUGCAUCGCGAGUGGCGUCGGCCACAAGGUUGUGUUCAACAUAGUAGACAAUAGAUCGUUGGACAAGCAGCUGCUUGUGGGCUCUACUGUGUGCCUGAGUAAAGACAACUUCCACACUGUCUUUUUGGGUACUGUAAUUUGGAGAAGCUUGAAAGAUGACGAUCGUGGACACAUUGUGGUAGCAUUCCUUGACCCAAAACGUAUUGAUGCGUUUGUCUCUCUAAGGGGGUUCGUCAUGAUUGAAUGCCCAGAGCGCCACGAGGAUUUCAAUCUUGUGUUUGAAGUGUUGAGGCAGUGCGGAGCCUCACAAUUUGAAUUGCCGUUUGAAAGGUACAUAAUUGGAGGCCAAAACGAUCUACUACGCCCAAAGUACAUCGACGGAAACACCACCUUCAACAUGAGCAAUCUGUUUCAAAGGACUGUGUUUGUACGCCCUAACAGAGAACGGGACUGGCCGAGCUACAAAGAAACUGAUCUGGAUUCGUUUCAGUACGAUGCUCUGCAGGCUGCCUUAUCUAGAGACAUGACACUCAUAGAAGGCAUGCCAGGCUCUGGAAAAAUGUUCCUGACAAAACAUCUCGUUGGUGUUAUGCUAGACAACACAGAUGUUUGCCGACCAGAAGGGCCUGUUAUAAUUGUGACUAAAGAUGAAGAGUCCCUUGACCGAGCCCUUAAAGAAUUUCAGAACACAAGUGUUAUAAAAGCAAAUGCUGCUUUCAGUUAUGCCGGCAAACCAACAAAUCCCGCUACUGGCACGAGGGAGAUAUAUGAAGUGGUCGAAUCAGCCUCUGGGCGCCUGCUACGCCAGCAUACCAAAGAGCUUGGACAGCUAAGGUCUGUGAUAACCAUGGAACAAGAGCACGCAGGGCGCAUACCCUCUAUGCUGCUUGGAGAAAGUGAACUCAAGUCUGUAAUGACCGACCAACAUUACAAGAGUCUUUUCUUUAGCCAAGAUACCGUUCGGGAUAACGUACUCAGUACGUGGAUGCAGUUGACAAACAGAGAUGUGGUAUCGAGAUUUUUUCCCGAAAAUGAGAAGUGUCUCACAGACGACGAAGUAUACACUUUGAAAGACGUUUGGGCCCUUGACAUGGAAAGCAGAUACCGCCUGUAUAUCUAUUGGGUCAGUCGUUAUGCGUCAAAAAAGGGUCGAGACGUGUCUGAACUCGUGGAAAGGUAUAGGUCCAUACUAAUGCUUCAACGCGAAGUGCAGGAACAAAUGCAUGCUGAAUUCUUGAAUGAUGCUGCAAUAAUUGGAGCUACAGUGUCUUCGCUUCCAAAGGUCUGGAAGACACUGCGCAGCCCUCGGCCGCAGAUGGUGGUAGUUCACGGGUCACGGGAGAUUCCAGAGGCCUUUCUUCUACCAGCAGUAGUGCUGGAUCCUCAUCAUCUGGUGCUUUUUGCAGACACUGAUAACAAGUUCAGUCACCAGGAUGACGCUGGGCAUUCAGUAGACUCAUUAUUCAACCGCCUUGUCCAACAAGGGCUUCCCUGUUGCCAGCUGUUCGGCCAGUACCGUCUUAGUUACCAGUCAAUAAAAGUGCUGGAGGCGUUCAAAAGAAAGAAGAUGUCAGAGAGGUAUGAAAUCUUCUCACGUGUGCCUUCAGUGCCAGGGGUGUCUUGCAAUGUACGUUUUGUGAGCCACGAAUACUGCUACGACAAGGACAACCUGAUUGCAUGCGCUCUUGAAGCUGAGUUUGUGGCCUCCCUUGUCAAGUAUCUCUUGCUUCAAGGUUAUCUCCCUGGUCAAAUUAGAGUGUACACCUGUAGCAGCGGCCAAGCGGAACUCAUUAAGUCUAACAUGAGUGACCUGAGCGAGACUCCUGCCGUCGGUGAAGUGGUACAUGCCAAAGGACACCAAAGCGAAGUCGUCCUGCUCUCAUUCUCAAGCUGGUAUUCUCGGAAGGACGGCGGACAUCGAGACCGUGACUUUUACCAUGCUUUGGCUUCCGCAACGAAAGGCCUGUACGUUAUCGCAAACAUGCGAUACCUGGCAGAGCAUGUUCAGUCGUGGAAGGAGCUAACCCGGGUUCUCGAAACAGAAGCGAUGGUCGGUCCGCUAGAGCUUCGGUGCCAACUCCACCCCGAAAAGAGGACGCUCGUUUCAAACGCCAAGGACUUCACUACAGUAUCGGAAGGUGGCUGCAGUACACCUUGUGAUGCUCAACUCUCUUGUGGUCAUCCAUGUCCCAGGAAGUGUCAUUUGUCAGACAGAAACCACACCCUGACCAAAUGCACAAAACCGUGCACGAAACUUCUCCCAUGCGACCACGUUUGUAAGGCGCUUUGCGGGCAGCCUUGCUCCGAAACUUGCACUGUUAUGGUAAACGUGUUUAGUCCUUGCGACCACGUCGUGAGAGUUCGCUGCAGCUCUGUUUAUGAUCCACACACGGUGCGCAGUGCCUGCUUUGAUAUGUGCAAGAAAAAGAUAAGCCGAGGUGUGAGGUGUACCGGAGUUUGCGGGCAGUGUUACGUUUCAGGGGCGCAUAACGGCGAUGAGCGGCCGCCUGUAAGAGAACCCAACACGUCAUGCAACGCGUGUCUCGUCAUGUGACGAUCAACAUUUGAGCCAUGUGUAAAUAUUGUUUAUUUUGGUAUCAUCAUUAAAACGCAAAUGUUGUCUGUUCACCUCAAAGACUAG
Molecule: messenger RNA, 3546 nt
Organism: Ixodes scapularis (black-legged tick)
Lineage: Eukaryota; Metazoa; Arthropoda; Arachnida; Ixodida; Ixodidae
Product: NFX1-type zinc finger-containing protein 1-like
Exons: 1
Coding region: 1-3459 (1152 amino acids)
Biological process (GO): regulatory ncRNA-mediated heterochromatin formation
Cellular component (GO): nuclear RNA-directed RNA polymerase complex
Source: RefSeq, a predicted model, not a curated record